This is a messenger RNA of Clupea harengus (Atlantic herring), 4480 nucleotides long. RefSeq names its product tyrosine kinase 2 (gene tyk2). Gene Ontology annotation, cellular component: membrane; cytosol; cytoskeleton. Lineage: Eukaryota; Metazoa; Chordata; Actinopteri; Clupeiformes; Clupeidae. The record is from RefSeq and is a predicted model, not a curated record. Gene Ontology annotation, molecular function: growth hormone receptor binding; non-membrane spanning protein tyrosine kinase activity; ATP binding. Gene Ontology annotation, biological process: growth hormone receptor signaling pathway via JAK-STAT; cytokine-mediated signaling pathway; intracellular signal transduction.
AUCCCGGUUAUGAGCUGUCACGUAGUAAAGACUGCGUGCGACCAGACAAGUUAAUGCGUGAUCAUUGUCAAGCGAUCAAAUCUACGAAAUAAUUUAGAUGUAAGUCAUAGACGAUCGCACAUUAAGAAGUCUGGGAUUAAAAACACUGUGGAUUCAGGACCUUUCAACUGAAUGUGGUAUAUGUGUAAGACUUGAUGGGCGAUGUCUAGACGCGGACGCUACAGGCUCACCAGGAGAGGGUCAUCCACCCCAGAUUGUGAAAAGCCUCUGGGGCCAGGCAUUCAUGUCUAUGUUUUCUGGACUAAAGAAGGUGUGCAGUAUCUGACCCACAAGGAGAAUGAGGUUACUGCUGAGGAGCUGUCAAUCAGGGCAGCACAGGUUGCUGGGAUUUCACCGAUGUGCCACAAUCUUUUUGCUUUGUACGACCCUCAGUCUCACUGCUGGUACAGUCCUAACCACAGCAUUGACCCACAAAAUGUCACUACUUUAGAACUCCACUUCCGUAUAAGGUUUUACUUCCGUAACUGGCAUGGGUUGAUUGAGAAGGAACCUGCGGUAUUCCGCUAUGCCCAGCGGACAGCGACACCAGAGAAGGCUGGCUCCCCUCUGCUUGAGAUGCCUUCUUUGGAGUACCUGUUUGCCCAGGCCAAGUUUGACUUUGUGAAUGACGUUGCGCCCAUGGAAGAUGUGCGGGGCGAAGCGGAGCUGACUCGUUAUAAAAACGAGAGCUUGGGGAUGGCUGUGCUCCACAUGUCUCACAAGGCCCUGCAGUCGGACUCCAACCUGCAAGAUGUGGCCAAACACAUCAGCUACCUGCGCUGCAUCCCCCGCUCCUUCUCCAGGCACAUCUCGCGGGACAACUUCCUCACCAAGCUGCGCAUUGGCCGUGUCUUCUCCGAGUUUGUGCUGACCUUCCAGCAGCACACCGUCAGCCAGGGCAAGCUGAGCACCCAGGAGGUCAUGUACAAAUACCUGGCCACCCUGGAGAACCUGGCGCCCCGUUUUGGCACAGAGACGUUCCCCGUGACCCGUUUGGUGUUGAAGGAGGAUGGCGACAGCAGCGGCACCUACCUGAGCGACUCCAGGGUGCAGGGGGACGCGGAGGAAAAUGGCGAUGUGGAGGCCACUUGUGAAGUAAUGAUCUCCGGCACCAGAGGGAUUCAGUGGAGGAAUAUCUUGGCACAAAAGGCUCAGGACAACGACUACCUGGGGAAUGAGGGGAGUAAAAAGAAGAGCAGGCAGCAGUCUUACUCACAGGAACCAAGCGCCCCAGACAAAUGGAGCAGCUUUUGCGACUUCCCUGAAAUCUCCCACAUCGCCAUCGUCGGAGCCAAUGUCUGCAUCUGUCAUCAGGACAAUCGCGCAAUGGACCUGCAGCUGAGGUCCAAUCUGGAGGCCCGCUCCCUCGUCUCCCUGUUGGAUGGCUACUUCCGCCUCACAGCUGAUGCCCACCACUACCUGUGCCGCGAGGUAGCUCCCCUCAGAGUGGUGAUGAGCGCCGCCAAUGGCAUCCACGGCCCCCUCCAGGAAGAAUUUGUACAGCAGAGACUGAAGAAAGAGGGAGGCUCGGAGGGGGUGUAUAUUCUGCGAUGGAGUGUCCUGGAUUACUACUGCAUCAUUUUAGCUGUGCUGAGCAGGAAUGAGGACUGCGAAACAUACAAACAGUUCAGGAUUCUACAGAAGGAUGGAAAGUUUGCGCUUGAGGGCUGGAACAAGGAGUUCUGUAAUGUGAAGGAGCUCACCGAUGGCCUCAAGACCUUUGUGCUCAGGUCUGGUAAUGACACCUUCACUGUGAAGAGAUGCUGCCUACCCCGCCCUGCAGAGCUGUCAAACCUGCUUGUGAUCAGGAGGGGCACCAACAGCAGCAUGAAGCCGGUCUCUGAAACCCUCAACCUGAGCCAGCUCAGAUUCCACCAGAUCAAAGACAAGGAGAUAACACGGGAACAGCAUCUGGGCAGGGGCACCAGGACAAACAUCUACUCUGGCCGUCUGCAAGUGUGGGGUGGGGCUGAGGAUGACGAGGACGAAUGGAACAACAACCACAACAACCACAAAGGCAUCCGAGUGGUCCUCAAGAUCCUGGACCAGAGCCACAAGGACAUAGCCCUGGCAUUCUUUGAAACGGCGAGUCUCAUGAGUCAGGUGUCCAACAGUCACCUGGUGUUUGUUCAUGGAAUAUCAGUAAAGGGAUCUGAGAACAUCAUGGUGGAGGAGUUUGUUGAAUUUGGUCCUCUGGAUAUUUUUCUGCGGAAAGAGAAAGGGAGACUCACUCCGCAGUGGAAAUUUACUGUGGCUAAACAAUUAGCCAGCGCACUCAGUUACCUGGAAACAAAGCGUUUAGUGCAUGGAAAUGUCUGUGCUAAGAACAUUCUGGUGGUCAGACGAGGACUGGAGGAAGGCACCUCUCCAUUCAUCAAGCUGAGUGACCCAGGCAUCGCGCUCACAGUACUGUCACGUCAAGAGCGCGUUGAGCGCAUCCCCUGGAUCGCCCCAGAGUGUGUGCCCUGCGGAGCAUCACUGGGUAAUGCGGCUGACCAGUGGAGCUUUGGCACCACCCUGAUGGAGAUCUGUAACAACGGAGAAGUUCCCAUGAGCACCAGCUCGCCCAAUGAGAAAGAACGUUUCUACGAGACACAGAGUCACCUGGCUGAGCCGUCGUCUCAGGAGUUGGCAAGUUUCAUCAGCAAGUGCCUGACCUAUAAUGCGGCAGAAAGACCUUCCUUUCGUGCCAUUCUGAGGGAGCUGACAGAACUACAGCACAAGAAUCCUGACAUUUCCUCAAAGUGUAACUCGUGCCCAGACUCGGACCCAAGUGUCUUCCUCAAGCGGUACCUGAAGAAGAUCAGGGACCUGGGAGAGGGCCACUUUGGAAAGGUGAUGCUGUAUGUUUAUGACCCGGCUAACGACGGUACCGGGGAGUACGUGGCAGUGAAGGCCUUGAAGCAGGAAGGAAGCGGCCAUCUCCAUGAUGGCUGGAUGAAAGAAAUCAAAAUCCUCAAAUCCCUCUACCAUGAAAACAUUGUCAAGUACAAGGGCUGCUGCUCUGAACUAGGUGGGCAAGUGGUGCAGCUGAUCAUGGAGUUCCUCCCACUGGGCAGCCUGAGAGAAUAUCUUCCCAAGCACCGCGUGGGGAUGGCACAGAGUCUGCUCUUUGCCCAGCAGAUAUGCCAGGGAAUGGAUUACCUCCACUCAAAGCGCUAUAUCCACAGGGAUUUGGCUGCCAGGAAUGUGCUCGUGGAGAAUGAGGCCGUUGUGAAGAUUGGCGACUUUGGAUUGACAAAAUACAUUCCAGAAGAUAAGGUCUACUACCGCGUCAGUGAGGAUGGUGACAGCCCUGUGUUUUGGUAUGCUAUUGAGUGCCUCAAAGAGAGCAAGUUCUCCUUCUCUUCUGAUGUGUGGUCCUUUGGAGUAACGCUGUAUGAGAUUAUGACCCACUGUGAAAGUCGACAAAGCCCUCCUUCGAAAUUCUUUGAGAUGCUGGGAAGCGUCCAAGGCCAGAUGACUGUGAUGAAGCUGAUCACUUUGCUAGAGAGACAUGGACGACUGCCCUGUCCAAAGGACUGCCCUCAAGAGGUAUACACACUGAUGAGACAGUGCUGGGACGUUGACCCAGCAGAGCGUCUGACAUUUCAACACCUCAUUGGAUCAAUACAGGACAUCAGACAGGGAUAUGAGCACCAGCCCACCGUGCAGCUGGCACAGAUCAACCACCGCUGAAGACCACUUUGCAAAAGCCUUGGCCUUUUACAGCCACUCCCUGGAGCACAAAGCCUUCCCUGAUAUUCAUCUCGCAGGGCCCUUGUCCUGCACUAAGAAGCUGCUAAUGCACUAUGCCUAACUGUCACCGUCUGGUCUCACAAGCUUACUUUCAUGGAUUUUCCUCUGGCACUUUAGGCCCUGCUGCACUGCACUGUAUGCUGUUGGUCAUAGUUCGAUUUGUAUUUGCAGUUUAUGUCUCCAGCUGCUGGAGUGCUGUUUCACAGAAUACAUCGCCGUGAUUCUGACUGUGUAUGGUAAAAUGCCUUGUGCCAAUUGGUAGCGGCUUGUACUUGAUGUUAUCACUGCAAGCCUAGGGCAUAUGUGUCACCUUAUUAUCAGCCAUCUGUCACCUGCCAUGUAUUUUCUUUAACAGAUAAAGAGUCUAAACUUAUACAUGACAUUACUUAUGUAUACACACACACACACACACACACAAACAUAUAUAUACUGUUUCUGUACAGUUGACCAAAAGCCAGUUCGUUAUUAUAGAUUUCAAGGGGAGGAUUAUGGGCAAGUCAGGUACCUAGUGACGUGUUAAAAUUUGCUUAAAAUGAUGUGGCCUUUACCCUUUUGUUCUGUAUUUGUAAUUAAGGGCAUAUGGUGUGAUCACUUGUCCUUUUUUUAAAUUUUUUUUAUUUUUUAUGUAUGCAUGUGUUGAUUUGACAACAUUUUGAAUGUUUUUCUCUGUAUUUCCCUGUAAUAAACCAUGUUAUGAAAGUAA